Anarrhichthys ocellatus (wolf-eel) is the source of this 2083-nucleotide messenger RNA. It is a transcript of the gene dnase1l1, whose product is annotated as deoxyribonuclease I-like 1. The record is from RefSeq and is a predicted model, not a curated record. Gene Ontology annotation, molecular function: DNA binding; deoxyribonuclease I activity. Gene Ontology annotation, biological process: DNA catabolic process. Gene Ontology annotation, cellular component: nucleus. Lineage: Eukaryota; Metazoa; Chordata; Actinopteri; Perciformes; Anarhichadidae. The transcript is spliced from 9 exons. Bases 673 to 1734 code for a protein of 353 amino acids.
CCAGCUUCCCGUUUCACCAGAGAGGAGGUGGAGAGAAACAAACAAGCGCAGAACCAACAAGCUGGUUUACGUAUUGUGUAACGUUGUGUGUUCUGGUGCAGCUGUGAAACCCACAGUGGAACGCUGGAUUUCCCCAUGACAACCAUGACAUGCUGUUUGUUUUACCUCUGACCCUGAAGAACCUAAAGUGAGCAGAGCAGUAUUGAAGCCUCUGCUGGCCUUUGACCUUUCACACAGUGUGACCGUGUGUGGUAGGAAUGAAACAAUCUCUCUAUCUUCUUCUGUGUGUGUGUGUGUGUGUGUGUGUGCGUGUGUGCUAUGAUAGCAGUGAGUGGGCUUUUCUUAUGACAGUUGUGUUUAGGCUGAUUCUGAAGCUCAAUCAAUACGACUAUUACAGUUAUUAAGAUUAUAAUAAUUAGAAAUAGAUUCAUAAAUUAUAGGAAAUUUGGCUGAAAAUAAAUUCUACAAAUUUUGUUUUUUUUAGGAGAUCUGAAUUGCUGUGUCUGUAUCAACAGACCAAAUACCAACAAAUAUAUGUCUGUAAUAUUUGUUAUUUUUAAUGUUACUGUAACUUUUGUUGGCUUUAGAGGAAUAGUUUGACAGUUUGGGAAGUACACCUCACAUAUUCACUUGAGAUGAGGCUUCUAUUUGUCCUCAGCUCAUUUCAGUCUGAUGGGACGUUUGCUCUUGUAUCGCUCGUGUCCACAGUGUAUUUACAGUAUUUACUGGUUAAUCAAAUCAGAUUUUCUUCACACACAAGUUUACUGUCUGUUGCAGCUCUGUGCCAUGAGGUCCUCUUCCCUCCUCCUCCUCCUCACCUUCCUCGUGGGUGUGUGUGAUGUUCAAGGAGCCUCAGAUUUUAGAAUCUGUGCCUUCAACCUCCAUCACUUUGGGGACUCCAAGUCCAAGAAGAGCAAUGUCAUGCACACUCUCGCCAGGAUCAUCGCUCGCUGUGAUGUGUGUUUGCUUCAGGAAGUGAGAGACACUCAACAGAAAGCUUUACCACUGCUGCUCAGCCGCCUUAACAGGUAUGACACUGAACACGACUACAAAGCAGUGUCCAGUGAGAGACUGGGCAGGUCCGCCUCCUACCAGGAGCAGUAUGUGUUUGUUUACAGGACUGACACAGUGAGUCUCACCGGUCAGUAUCAGUACCCAGAUGAACGACCCGGAGAUGUAGACGCUUUCUCCAGAGAGCCUUUUGUUGUCCGCUUCAAAGCCCCCAAGACAGAUAUAAGGGAGUUUGUCCUCAUACCCCAGCACACCACUCCAACCAACACCACUAAAGAGCUGGACGCACUCUAUGACGUAUUGGAACAUGUGAAGACGAUGUGGAAAACUGAGAAUGUGAUGCUUCUCGGGGACUUCAACGCUGACUGCGGCUACCUCGCUAAGAAGAACAGGAAGAAUGUGCGCCUGCUUACAAAGAAAAACCUCUAUUGGCUCAUUCCAGAAAAGGCCGACACCACUGUGCGAUCGACCACCUCCUGCACCUACGACAGGAUCGUUGUGCACGGGGAAAGGUUUGCCAGAGCAAUUGUGCCCCUUUCAGCCAGCCCAUUUAACUUCCAGGUGGAAUACCGACUCACAGAGGAACAGGCGCUGGAGGUUAGUGACCAUUACCCUGUGGAGGUCCUGUUGAAGGACAUCGCAUUCAAAGUCUCCUUUAAUGCUUUCACGUCCUUUUCUUUGUUCAUCUUCAGCCACCUUGUCUUCCAAACGUUGACCUGGUAGUUUGAUAAUAAACCUAUGUGGAUUUUGUCAUCUCAGUCUGAGGAAAUCCUCAGAAAGGCUUCCUUCAUGAACUGAUCAGAAUGUAAUGCUUCCCCAACAUGUGGAUUCCAACUUGCCAAAUAUCAAUGAUAACACUCCACGGGUUUGUCUCUCCAUGUUGGGAUCAGGGCCAGGAAAAACUACAGAAAAUUACACAACUGUUGACAUUUACCUUUAUGUACCAUUUUGCACAAUAAUAUCCACAUGUGUAUCUGUAUAAGAGUAUGAUUUAAGUUUAAAGGUUCUCGAUACGACCUUCAGAGCAUUAAUAAAGCAGCAAACAACUGUUAUCUACAGUUGUGUGAAAAAG